Messenger RNA from Meloidogyne enterolobii, 3154 nucleotides. Lineage: Eukaryota; Metazoa; Nematoda; Chromadorea; Rhabditida; Meloidogynidae. The record is from the annotation of a GenBank genome assembly.
UUUUUCAUAUUUAAAUUCCUCCUCUAUGCUUAUCGGUCUUUGCUUAUCGGCCCUCUAUGCCUGUUUUCUUUAUGGAAUCGGUCCACAGAAAAUAUAUUUUGUCAUUUUUUCUGGUACCUUUUUAUUUUUCCCCUACAUUUGCCUUACUAAAUUGUUCUGGUCAUUUAAAAAUUUUUUUUUAAAUCUUUACAAUUUAAAUUCCUCCUCUAUACUUAUGGAUCUUUUCUGUGUGUAUUCGGUCCACACAGAAAAUAUAUUUUGUCAUUUUUCUGAUACCUUUUAUUUUUUCCCCUCUAUUUUACCUUACAAAAUCGUUCUGGUCAUUUCCACAAGCCCAGAAACUGCUACCAACCCAAAAAUAAAUAAAACAACAACAGACGAUAUUCUCUCUGAACAAUUAAAUUUUUCAAAUUUGGCCAAUUUUGUAGAACAACAACAACAACAACAACUUCCAGCCAUUUUCUCCCUAAGUUCUGUCUCUUCAAACAUUGCCGCCAACAACAACAAAAGACCUUCAACGCUGCAAGAGGCUGAUGAUGAAUUGGACAGUGGAAUUGGUGGUGGGGGAGAAGGUGGAGGAGGAGGAACAAGUAGUGGUGCUACCUCAGCAGAUCGAGGAGGACAACAGAAAAAACAACAACAAAGUUUUGAAAUUAAACGACUGAACCCAUUGGACGCUUCCAUUUUAUUUUCUAAACAAGAGGAGGAGCAAAGUGAAAUUGGAGGAGAAGUUAUCAAUUCAAUGCUUUCUCACUCUUCAAUGACUCGUCCUCAGCAUCCAAAUGUUUCUAAUCCGCAUAAUAAUCUUGGUACUCCACAGCAAAAUAAACAACAACACUUUUUUCAGCAUAAUCAACAACAAAUAAAACAUACUCCAUCUCAACAACAACAAUUUUCUCAUUUUCCACUUUUAUAUACUCAUCCAACGCAACAACAUCAACAAAAUUUAUUAUUAAAUCAACAACUACAGCAACCUAAAAAUAGUCGUUCAAUGUCUAAUUUACAUUCAACAAGUAUUAUUAAUGGACAACAACAACAAUCAAGAGAAAGGCGUAAAUGGAAUAUUGGUGGGGUAAAUAAUGCUGCUACACAACAACAACAUCAGCAACAACAAAUUUUGAAUCCAACACAAAUGUAUUUACAAAAUCAGAAUGGAGGAGGAGUUUCUUCGUCACCUUCUCCUUCAAUGUAUCUUUCUGUUAGACCACCAAUUCAACAACCUAUACAGCAACAACAACCUUUAACUAAAGAUAUUGUUAAUUCAAAUUAUUUAUCUGUUAAUAAUAAUUCACAACAACAACGUUUUGGUAUUGGUAAUUCUAUUUCAUUAAAUGCUAUUCGUUCUGGAAUGAUUGAAAAGCAACAAGAAUCCCAACAACAACAAGAAUAUGGCAAUAGAAAUUCUUUAUCUCGACGUUAUCUUCAAACAAAUGUUGAAAAUGAAAAUAACAAAAAUAAUUGUGUUUGGAAGCCUAAUCAAAAUAUUACAAAAACAUCUAUGCUUGUUAAAAAGAGGCGCUCUUCAAAUUUAUUUAAUACUUCAGGAAAUAAUAAGGGAGAUGAUGGGGGAGAAGAAAAUGGGUCUUUUACAGCACAUCAUCAACAACAACAAAACCACCAAUCAUCAUUAUUAUUAGCAAAUAGUAACAGUCCUUGUAGUUCAAGCCAAGCAAGUACUCCAAGUGGUUGUGUUAGUAAUGAUUAUAGACAUUCUCCUCCAGAUGGAAUAAAUGCUCGUUUGGAUGAUUCUAAAUUUGGUUCUGGUGGUGGUGGGGGAGGAGGAGCUAGAAGUGCUUUAAAUAGAAUUAAACAAAGAAGAAUGGCUGCUGCGGCUGUUGCUAAUAAUAAUAAUAAUUCUGAUUUACCCCCAUCUAUAGGCCGUCAAACACCAUCAUCCCACCCGCCUCGUUCACGUUCUCAAUCACCUUCUCAACUUGCAAUGGCUGUCUUAGCUUCUGAAGCAGCUCAAGCCCAAACAGCUAGGCCUAUAUCGCCGUCUGUUCGUUCGGUCCUUUCGGGUAGUUCUCCUUCAACAACUUCUCGUUAUCAACUACGCCUUUCAACUGUUGGUAAUGGUGUUGGUGGUUCUCCCUCCUCUUCUUCUUCACGUUUACGACAAGCUAGACAAAGACUUAAAAAAUCACAAGAAAAUUUGGCUUCUUUAAAAAUUGAAAAUAAAGAGGUUGAUGAAAAUGAAGAAGAAGAGCCUUUAUCUAGAUCUAGGUCUAUUGGAAAUUUAUGGAUGACAACAACAGGGAGAAGAAGAACAUCUUUACAUUAUACAGAUGACAGAAAACAAAAUCAACGAGAAAUAGCCAAAUCAACAACAGAUUUAUUAUUAUUAAAUGGGAAACCUAAGGAAGAUGAUACCACAAAUUCAUCAAAAUUAAUUAGUAAUAGAUUAGCAGAAUCUAGGCAACGAUUGGCACAAUCAAUUAAAGAUAUUAAUAGAAGAAUAAGUGAACCAGAUAUUCAACCAAUGUUGACUUCAUUGUCUAAAGAAAAUUCUCAUCAAAUAACAGAAACACCACCUUCCUCUUCAUCAUCUUCAACUACAUUUAGAGGAGGUCCUAGACGUGGAGUACAAAAAAAGUUAGAUAAACAAUUACAACAACAACCACCACAGUCCAUUAGUGCUCGUUCUUUUCAACAUUAUAAUCCUGGUGAUUGGUCUACUGAAUCCUCUUCCAAUAUUAAAAUGAAUUUAAUGCAACCAGUAGGAAUAAGAAGUGCCACUUCUCUAACCCCAACAACAGCAUCAAAUAAUUUUUCUGCACAUUCUCCUCGUAGCAAUUAUUUGGCACAAAAACUUGCUAGCCGAAGUGGUUCUGUUGCUACUGAUUCAUCAAUAACGACAACAACCUCUUGUAAUCGUUCAUUUACUUCAGAAUUAAAUCAAAUAAAUAAUAAUUUGGCUUCAUUUCAGUUUACUUCUACAGGCUCAAAAAAAAUGGCAUUGCAUGCACAAGAAUGUAUAAAAGAAAUGCAGCAAGCUAGUGAUAAACUUUUGGGAACGCGUCAGUUGAUACAAUUUGACCCAACAAUUAAUUCUGAGGAAAAGCAUCAAUUACUUUUUAAUGUAAACAAAGCUGUAACUGCUUUUUCUAAAAGAAUGAUACUUGAAGAUGAAGAACAUGGAGGAGAACAACUUUAA